This is a messenger RNA of Klebsormidium nitens, 3183 nucleotides long. NCBI's taxonomy places the organism in Eukaryota, Viridiplantae, Streptophyta, Klebsormidiophyceae, Klebsormidiales, Klebsormidiaceae. The record is from the annotation of a GenBank genome assembly.
AUGGCUUCCAACGGGUCCCCGUAUCUCAAUGCCCUCGUCGGAGAGUGGGAAGCAAUUCCACCGGAGAUCUUGGCCGGUGGCCAGCCAAAUUCUGCGGCGAAGGAAUCGACGCCCGAGGCUGGAGCUUCGAGCGCCACUAAAACUGUACCGGAGACAGAGCUAGAAGGUACCGCGCGCCUAGAAGUUCCAUCAGGACCGAAGGUUCUCGUCACCCCGCUUGCGGCUGGUCGGAAACCUAGCCCUUCUCGAGAACGAACACCCUCCCCUCCACGAAACCCUCCCGGACACGUGAUUGUCACUCCAGUAAAGGGUAGCCAGAGGUCGCAGUCGGGCGAAGAGGUCGGCGCUGGAAGCGACGAUGAAAGUCAUCUGGAGGUGGUGAUUCGCGGACCGGCCGGGCGUGAGCACGUUGUCCUUGCUGGAUUGGAGGGUGUGGCACUCGUGCCUGAAGAGGUCCUGUUGGUGAAGCUCUUUGGCGAAGGGUUUCAGGGUAGCGUAACGGUGCGCCGAGAGAACGCUCGUGCGGAAGUGUCUCCGGAGUGGCUGGAUGAGCGUUUCACCUUCGUUCUCAGGCCUGGGUGCUAUGUGGCGGAGGGGCUCCGCACAUCUCGUUCGGGCAGCAGGGCGUCGGGUUCGUCCGAUGAUUCGGCUAGGAAGAGGUUGAGCUCUGGAAACUCGGGGCUUCUGGGAACAAGAGGGCAGUUCUCGCAGGCGGGAAGCAUUCAGCAGAGAAGGGUGGCCUCUGUGAGCGUUUCUAGGGGCAGUCUGCUUGACUCGUUGGCGAGGAGACAGAGUGGGGUAUCGAAACUAUUGCCGGCUAGAAGCAGUAAGGGAGGGGGAGGAGAGAGCGAAGUUAGCACUCCGGGAAGCAUCGAAAUAAGGGGAAGAGAGGACGAGGUUAAUUCAGGGGUUGGGUUCAAGGUGCCAAAGGAUAGGAAGGCAAAAGUACACACAGCAGAGAAGACAGAAGGGAAGAGAAAAUCGUACAGUGUAGGAGAGAGCAUUAAGUCCCCUGUUCAAUUCCGGGACAAGGAGGUCGACAAAGCAUUGCAGGAGGAAAUGACAAAGGGCCAGUCCCUAGAAAAACUCGUGGACAAGAUACAACCCCUGACAGAUUUGGCGCGAGCAAAACGUCUAUUAGAGGCUGGCCGCGCUGCGGCGGCUGGUCAGAGAGAUUUGACGAAGAAGUACGGAGAAAUGGAGUUCAUGGCGAACUCUCCUUUCGAAUACGUGCAACACAUCGUGUAUCCCGAGCAAGUUCAGAAAGGAAGCGGGAGAAUACCCUGCACCUUCAUGAUGAGCACGCAGGGGAUGGGGUCAGGACUAGGGACGGCGUAUAGAAUGAGCACGCCUGGCAAAGACUUAUACGGGCAGACGCUGUAUGUAGAUAGUCAGAAGGUUACGACUGGAGGAACAGACUAUCUUUUCCAAGCAUUAGUGUACUCUCCGACGGAAAAAAGAAUUCUCGAAAUAGCAGCAGCAUUACUCCCUUCAGAAAGCAGAGAAUGCAUCAAAGAGUUCUGCCGCCUGCUCAAAGAGGUGUGCAGUAAGGGAUUUACAGGGGAAGGGAAGUUCGCUGCAGUAGAGCCCUUCGAGUUCAGCUCCUUCAAGAUCAGUGCAGACGCGGCUGGUGGCAUCAGAGUAGGGUGGAGAGAGGAGUUUCCUGAAAGAGAAGAUGGAAGAAACCAGUUCGUGGAGUGCGAGUGGCAUUGGGGGAAGAGUCUACGGCAGUUUGAGGCGAAGUUUUCGGAGGAAUGGAUGGUGAAAGACCACCGGAAAAAAGUGAAGAAGUUUCUGGUGGCGAAAGAGAACGAGCGAGAGGAUGCGAAAAGGAAGCUGAGAGAAUGGUACGACAGGCACUUGGGAAACGGGGAUCUGAGAAAGGAGGCUAAAAGCUGGUCGGAGUUCUGGUUUAACAGGGCGCAUGAGCUUGGGCAUUGGGGUUUGCCGGAGGAUCCGGACUUCGUGGACGAGGAACUGAUGGUGGCGGGUUUCAUCAACCCGACUAGUAACUUGGCAGAGGUUGCUAAUGCCGGCUUCUGGGUGAGGCAAGGGGGGAAGAAAGGAGGGUAUCCGACUCCGGCGGAUGUGGUCCAGAACCAGACGCGAGCGGCGCUUGUGCAGAUUGCACAGAGGGUGGAGUUCGAGAGAGCUGGAAUAACAGGAAGUGGCCCUGCGGCUGGGGAGCUUCGGGAAAGAGCGGAGGAGAGGAAGAGACGGUUGGAGAGGGAUCGGCAAGAAGGGGAGGAGAUAGAGGGGGUGGAAAGCGAGAGGGUGAAAAGAACAAGACUGAGCGUAGGAGUCGGGAAUGGGGGGCCGGUCGGUGUUGUGAGAAGAGGUGGGGAGGAAGGGGGUCAAGUAACGGAGCGGAGCACGCAUAGACACGAUCAGACGAGGAUCGAGAGGUGGCCUCGAGGGAGUGAGUUCAGAUCGGGGAAGAAGAAUAUGGACCUGAACCUCGAGCCGGAAGAAGACACAGCUUCGCUGCUCGAAGAGGACGUGGAGGCACAGAAAAGAAGGUGGGACGAACUUAAAAGUCAGAGUGCAAGAAGGGAAGAGAUGGAGCACGAAGAAGAGAGAAGAGAGGGUGGGGCAGGACCGUGGAUGCAAGGAAGGGGAGAGAUAGGAGAAGUGGUAGGGGAAGAGAGAAGGGAAGAAAGGGUUGAGGAGGGAGGGGAGGCGGACGAUGAGGAGGUGUUAGUGGAAGGGGAAGAAAGGUACGCAAGGACGGAGUGGGUGAUUGGAAGGUUAGACGUCGACGAUUGUGCUGCUUGCGUGGGGAUGGUGACCGAGAAAGAUAAGUGCCCGGUGACGGUGUUCUCAAGCAACAAGACGGCGGAUGGAAAGGGCCAGCUGGUGUUUAUCAAGCAUGGUUUAAGAAAGUACUACGACAAAGUUGCCGGACGAACGAUCGACACGGGAAAGGUGUACAUGGCUAGGCUGAAAAUGUGUGCGGGAGGGGCUUGCAAUUCGUUGAAUGGAUCGAUGGCAAAGUCGGAAAAAGCACCCGACCUAGACAGUGUCUUCGGAGUGGCGGAAGGGUCGGAUGUGACUGACGAGGAUGUAGAGGAGUUGAGGAGGAGAGGAGUGAAGGUGGAUAGGUCAAAAGUGGUAAAGCUUGAGAAAGGUGCCCCGGCGCUGCCGUUCAACCCGUUGAGAGUAGUGGGAGAGUCGGAGGAAUAG